AUGUACGCCUCCUCCGCUAUCCGGGCCCGCCUGGCCAACGUCGCUGUCCGUCGUGGUUUCUCCACCACCCGCGCUCAGUUUGGCAGCCCCUACCACUACGCCGAGGGCCCUCGCACCAACAUCCCCUUCAACCCUCUGACCAAGCACUUCUUCUGGCGCUACUGGGCUUUCAUGAGUUCGUCACAUAUAACACCCCGACCACAGACCCACAAUACUAACGUAGAGCCUCCUUUAGCUGUCGGUUUCGGUGCUCCCUUCGCCAUUGCCGUCUGGCAAACCUACAAGACCAAAUAA
Penicillium odoratum is the source of this 294-nucleotide messenger RNA. RefSeq names its product cytochrome c oxidase VIIc family protein. The transcript is spliced from 2 exons. The coding region runs from base 1 to 294 and encodes 97 amino acids. Gene Ontology annotation, biological process: mitochondrial electron transport, cytochrome c to oxygen. Lineage: Eukaryota; Fungi; Ascomycota; Eurotiomycetes; Eurotiales; Aspergillaceae. The record is from RefSeq and is a predicted model, not a curated record.